CCCACUAAAUACAUUCACACACUCAUUCACUUCACCCGGAGCGGUGUACUAUGCCGCUCAACCUCAUCGGAAUAUAAACGCUAAUCUCAAGGAUCUCGGCUUCACUUUGUUAAACCAGGGCUGGUUUGCUGUGCUGCUGGGAAAUUACUGUAUUUUAAAAGGGAGAAGCCAUGGCAGAGCACAUGAUGAUGCCCAUGAGCCACGGCCAGGCGAAUGGCAACCUGCAUGGUUACCGAAUGGGCAUGAAUGGCCAACAACAUGCUCCGCAACCUGGACUAAGAGCCAUGCCCAAUGGACAGAUGAUGCAUUAUGGGCCACAGGGAGCCAUGCAGCGGCCCAACAUGGCGAUGAAUGGGCAGAUGAAUGGAGGAGCGAUGGCUCAUCACCAAAUGCAGUCAGCCACUAUGAUGUACAACAACCAGGGUCAGCAACACCAACAGCACCAUAUGCACCAGCAGCAUCAUCAAGGCCAGCAGCAGCAACAGCAGCAGUACAUGUCUCCUGGCAUAAUCUCUCAGCAGCUAAUGGCUAGCAUGCACCUGCAGAAACUGAAUACCCAGUACCAGGGGCACCCUCUCAGUGCCAUGAAUGGGCACCAUGUGCCAAAUGGAGCUCAGUUUCGUAUGGGUCCAGCUCAACUGGCCAAUGUGCAGCACAUGGGUGGUCCUGCACUGGGACUGAAUGGCAUGGAUGCUGACCUGAUUGAUGAGGAGGUUCUCACAGCAUUAGUCAUGGAGCUGGGACUGGAUAGAGUGCAGGAGCUGCCAGAAUUGUUUCUGGGACAGAACGAGUUUGAUUUCCUACCAGACUUUGUCAGCAAACAGCAGCCCAGCACAGUCAGCUGCUGAGGCGUACAGAAUGAGACACUGAAACGGUGAACGAUGCAGUAAAAAGGUGAUAAUUACCCUGUUCAUAGUCUUGGAGAGAACUGUCUCUGCAAAGUAGAGAAGAACAGGCAGAUGUUUUUCUGGUUCACUACUGGAAAGAGUUGUGGAGCUCCAGCCAGAGCUGUAUCCCUUUUGGGAUGGGGUAGUAAAAUAAUGCUCCUGCCCUUCCAGACAUGAAUGUAACAACAUUGCCGAAUUAUGAGCUUGGGGCAAUGUUGUAACGAGCUCUUAGUUCUCAUGUCAGUUUUGCAUUCACAUGUAACUUAUUCAUGUUCAUUCAGUACCAACAUAGAUUGCAAAGCUUUGCUGAGGAAGUUCUGUGCAGGAUGUUGUGUUGCAGUUUUGUUUGGGGGAUGGGGUCGGGCUUCUAAAUUGUGUAACUCGAGGCUCCGCAGUCUUAUGGUUUGGUGUUGAACUGGGAGAUUCCCAUUUGUAAUGAAUUGGUCACCAACAGUAUUAACUGGAUUAAGCAGCUAUGUAUGUGCUUCAUUACAUGUACCAAUCAAACCCAUAUGGAUAUAUUCCAGUAUCUAUUGUGGAUUUUUCCAUCAUAAAUGUAGAACUGCCUUAAAUCACACAGUUUUUAUUUAUUUGUUUCAUUGACCUUUGAGGUUAAGGGGUUGAACAUUUUGGCUUUGCUACCUUUGUUAAUAAAGAUGGCCAAGUUUUUCCUUUGGCCUAAUUUUAUGUUCUCCUCUGAAUUUUCUGGAAUAACAGAUGCUGCUGAAAUCAAUAAAUAGGCCAUGAGUUGCCAUCUCUCAUCCUUUGUGGUAGAGCCUUUUAACAGUGA
Messenger RNA from Tachysurus fulvidraco (yellow catfish), 1677 nucleotides. It is a transcript of the gene cited4b, whose product is annotated as Cbp/p300-interacting transactivator, with Glu/Asp-rich carboxy-terminal domain, 4b. Gene Ontology annotation, biological process: regulation of DNA-templated transcription. The record is from RefSeq and is a predicted model, not a curated record. NCBI's taxonomy places the organism in Eukaryota, Metazoa, Chordata, Actinopteri, Siluriformes, Bagridae. The transcript has 2 exons. Bases 171 to 848 code for a protein of 225 amino acids. Gene Ontology annotation, cellular component: nucleus.